CCUUCGAAUCGCAUUUAUAAUCUCGAGGAAGAAGGCGACGAGAAGAGAACGGAAACAACAACAAUCAAUCUCAGAGAGCUAUGGCGUCGUCACGAAGCAGGAGGUUAGCGACACUUCUCUUCUCGAUCUCCCACGGAUCGGGACGUACCGCGAGAACCGGGGGAGCAUUGCUCAGCCGCCGCCGGAUGAUCUCCUCUGCGUCGUCGUCCGCUGCUGCUGCCGUCGUGGCGGAUGAUGAAUUGGGAGGUGUGUUGAAGGAGUACGUGGAUUACAGGAGAUCUCUGUACGGUGAGUUCACUCACAAGGCGUUGCUUGUGGAUGCCGUUGGCACUCUCCUUGUCCCCGCCCAACCUACGGCUCAGAUAUAUAAGAAUAUUGGAGAGAAGUAUGGAGUUGUGUACUCGGAGGCUGAGAUACUUACUAGAUACAGACGUGCUUAUCAGAAACCAUGGGGUCAAUCUCAUCUCAGGUAUGUAAACGACGCGAGACCUUUCUGGCAAUAUAUAGUGAGUGCAUCAACAGGCUGUUCGAAUUCUCAGUACUUUGAAGAGCUUUACGACUAUUUUACUACAGAACAGGCGUGGAAGCUAUGUGAUCCAGAGGCAGAGAAAGUGUUCAAGGCUAUCAAAGAAGCGGGUGUAAAAGUUGCCAUUGUGUCCAACUUCGACACUCGGUUAAGACCUCUCCUACGAGCACUGAGAUGCGAAGACUGGUUCGAUGCUGUGGCUGUUUCAGCAGAAGUUGAAGCGGAGAAGCCGAACCCAACCAUCUUCUUGAAAGCUUGUGAGUUGUUAGGAGUGAAUCCUGAGGAUGCGGUUCAUGUAGGAGAUGACCGUAGGAAUGAUCUAUGGGGAGCUAGAGAUGCAGGCUGUGACGCUUGGCUUUGGGGAAGUGAAGUUACUUCUUUUAAACAGGUGGCUCAACGGAUAGGAGUCAAGGUGUGAAGCAAAGCAUGUGAGAGAAAUGGUUCGGGCAUGUUCAGGCUUUCAGUUUUUUUUUUUUUUGAAAUGGUUCGGGCAUGUUCAGGCUUUCAGUUUUAGCUCUCUCUUUUUUAGUGUGAGCAGCUUUGUAUAUUUGGUUUCUCCUUUCUAGUAUAUUGUGUGUGAUAUAAGUUGCAGCUUAUGUAAAAAAAGACCAGAAAUAAAUGUAUAAUAAGAGAUCAAUAAAGCUUCAUGAUCGUUUUGGAC
Molecule: messenger RNA, 1187 nt
Organism: Brassica rapa (field mustard)
Lineage: Eukaryota; Viridiplantae; Streptophyta; Magnoliopsida; Brassicales; Brassicaceae
Product: haloacid dehalogenase-like hydrolase domain-containing protein 3
Source: RefSeq, a predicted model, not a curated record